This is a messenger RNA of Tribolium castaneum (red flour beetle), 2514 nucleotides long. RefSeq names its product SH2 ankyrin repeat kinase (gene Shark). Gene Ontology annotation, molecular function: protein tyrosine kinase activity; protein binding; ATP binding. The transcript is spliced from 9 exons. Lineage: Eukaryota; Metazoa; Arthropoda; Insecta; Coleoptera; Tenebrionidae. The coding region runs from base 211 to 2388 and encodes 725 amino acids. Gene Ontology annotation, biological process: protein phosphorylation. The record is from RefSeq and is a predicted model, not a curated record.
CACUGUGGAAAAGGCUCCGUUGUCAACGUGUGCGCUGUACGCACGCGCCUGGAUCACGAUUAAUUUGACAUUUUUCCUUUUGUAAUAGUGAACAAUAAUAUUUAUUGUCGAAAUAGUAAAAUGAUUUUCUGAGUGUUGUUUUUACAUGUGGUUGACUCAGCAGGAAGCAAGUGAUCCACUGAAUGUCAGGUCAAAAACCCACUUAGAAAAAUGUGCACAGAUGAGGACAUUUUUUGGUAUCACGGAAAAUUGUCACGGGAAGCCACGGAAAACCUAUUAAAAGAAGAGGGACGUCCCGAUGGGAGUUUUUUAGUGCGUGAGAGUAACUCAUCAACGGGCGAUUUCGUACUCUCAGUCCUUCACAACAAUGAAGUUAGUCAUUUUCAAAUCCGUAGACACAGCGAAGAUGCGUUUUUUUCAAUAGAUGAAAAUACUAAAAUCCACGGCCUUGAGAGUCUGAUAGAGCACUACGUAAACACAAAGGGGAUCCUCUCAGAGGGCCUGUCUCUGACUGUUCCCGUCAAAGGGGACGCGCCCCCCGACUAUUCACGCAGACACGGCCGCACGAAUUUGCUGCACCGCGCCACAAAAGAAGGGAAUUACAAAGUCGUGUCUGAGGUUCUUAAGACCGGCUAUAGGCACGAGGCGAAGAACCAGAACGGCCAAACGGCCGUGCACUUAGCCAGCAUGAACGGCAAGGACGACAUUCUCAGAAAACUCAUAGACUACGGUGCUAGUGUUAAUUUACGAGAUACUGCCGGAUACACUCCUCUUCAUUAUGCUUGCCAAAACAAUUUUCCAAGUACUGUAAGACUCCUGGUCCAAGUGGCCAACGCUAACAUCCAGUCCCGGAACACCGAAACUGGGGCCGUUCCUUUACACGAAGCUGCCAGUCGGGGCCACAAAGACGUGGUCAAAGCAUUACUAAGCCUAAAUGCCCCGGUUAAUCCCCGGGAUAAGGAUAACCAAUUGCCAUCGCAUCUUGCUAGGAAAAAUGGGUUCAUAGAAUGUGCCGAAAUUUUAGAAAACUAUCAAUGUCCAGCACCCAAAACGCAUAGGAGUUACUGGUACCACGGUACCCUAGACCGACACGAAGCCGAAACCACGAUCAAGCAAUUCAGUACGAAAGACGGCACGUUUUUAGUCAGGUGGAGCGACCGCAACAAAGAACGUGUCCUCACCCUUAUAAACGAGUCGUUGUUUUAUAAUUACAUAAUUAGGAAACAGGAUGAUUAUUUAUUUAUCGACAAUGGGCCUUACUUAGAAUCCUUAGAGCAUAUUAUUGAAUAUUAUAGUUUUAUCCCUGACGGCUUGCCGACAGUGUUACAAACACCUGUACCUCCUAAACCUAAGCCCCCGGUCCCUGAAUGUACCACAAUACCCAGACAACGAAAGAAAAACCUUAGACCGCAACCAGAAAUAAUAAGUAUAGCCGAAUCUCAGUCGCUUAAGUGUUUUCCUAGUCAAUUUCAAAACAUCCAUUUCACGACAAAUUUUUCGAAUAAUAAUAACUACACAACGAACGACAACGAAGAUGACUAUAUACCGCUAGAAAGGCUAAAAAUGGGUCGGGUUAUUGGGGAGGGCGAGUUCGGUUCGGUCUACGAAGGUACUUAUACGAAACGGAACGGAGAGGAAAUCAAAGUCGCUAUAAAAACAGUCAGACACGAGCAAAUCGAAACGAGUAAUGCCAUUUUGAAGGAAGCCCACGUGAUGAUGAGGCUGAACCACCACUGCGUGGUUAAGCUCAUCGGGCUGUCGAAAGGGCGCCCGCUCCUGAUGGUGCAGGAACUAGUCGCGCUAGGGUCUAUGUUGAACUACAUUAUUCUCAAUAAGGAGAGCAUUAAUCCGAACUCGGAGUUCAAGAUUUGGGCCGCUCAGAUAGCUUGCGGGAUGAAUUAUUUAGAAGAACAAAGAUUUAUUCAUAGGGACCUAGCCGCAAGGAAUAUCCUUCUAGCGUCCCAGCACCAGGCAAAAAUCAGCGACUUUGGCCUGUCUAGAGCGUUGGCCGCUGAUCAUGAAUAUUACAGAGCUUUGCAGGGCGGGAAAUGGCCACUGAAGUGGUACGCCCCCGAGUCGUACAACUACGGCCAGUUUUCACACAAAAGUGAUGUGUGGAGUUUCGGCGUCGCCAUCUGGGAAAUGUACAGUUUCGGUGACGUGCCUUACGGCGAAUUGAAGGGGUCUGAUGCGAUCAAAAUUAUCGAAGACGGCGAGCGGUUGAAGCAACCGGACGCUUGUCCGGACCAUAUUUACGAAAUAAUGCGGCGGUGUUGGGAGUACGACGCGGAGAACAGGCCGACGUUCAAGGAGCUGUUGGAGUUUUUCUCGUCGGAUACGGAGUACAUGAACAUACGGGAGUUGCUGCAGAGUGCCAACCUGGCCUGAAUUUACGUGCCAAUUGUUUUACAUACUCAUAAGUGCAAUAUAAAGCAUAUAAAUUGUUCCGUUUUAUUUGAUUUUAUUCAUUCCACUUUGUACAUAACCAGCGAUAAAUAAAAGUAUUUUGAGGAG